AUGGCACUCUCCACCAAACAUAUCAAAAUUCUCGUAGCCGAUAUCUUCGGAACUCCUCUCAAAGACGCUCUCCUCCCUCACCUUCGUGCCCUCAACAUCGAGUUCGAAGAUCUUGGACUCUUCUCUUCUUACGAUAUUGCUGGUGCCGAGGUCGGACGCCUUGUCUCUUUGUCCGCCUCAUAUACUUCUCCACAGAUUAUAGGCCUAGUUGCUUGUGGCACAAGUGUUGGCGUCUCCAUUUUUGCGAACAAAUUAACGAACGUGUAUGCUGCUACUUGUCUUCAUCCUUGGGAAGUUGUUAAUGCUCGAUCCAUCAACAAUGCAAACUUUCUUGCUCUUUCUGGCAUUUUCACAUCACCUAAGACACGUGUUGAGAUAAUCCAUGCAUGGCUGAACGCCGAGUUCAAGGCUCCUUGUCUUGCUAGUGGACACAAACCAUGUCAAAAGAGGUGGAAGAAGCUUCUGGAUAGAUCAUUGAUUGACAUGCCAAAGAUUGGAAAGGGAGGAGCUUGUUUAGCCAAAAAAAUUGUUUGA
Molecule: messenger RNA, 534 nt
Organism: Vicia villosa (hairy vetch)
Lineage: Eukaryota; Viridiplantae; Streptophyta; Magnoliopsida; Fabales; Fabaceae
Product: DNA damage-repair/toleration protein DRT102-like
Exons: 2
Coding region: 1-534 (177 amino acids)
Biological process (GO): carbohydrate metabolic process
Molecular function (GO): isomerase activity
Source: RefSeq, a predicted model, not a curated record